AUGAGCAACAACUUUUUUGAGGCAGCCCUUCUCUCGCUAAUCGGAGUGUUCAGUCGGAUCGACUCUAUCGACUACUGUACCGCGAACCUCUGCCCAUCCGGAGUGCCCAAUGUAGGCUGCAAUCCUCCACCGCUGACCGGUGGUCCGAGCUGCUUUGGUAUGGCCGCUGCUCCAGUGACGAUGACUGCGAGCCUUCAGGCACAUCUCCUGCAGCUUCACAAUCACCGCCGGUCGACGAUCGCCAACGGUGGUCUUGCUCCGUUUUACCCGGCACGUCGAAUGGCCACGCUCGUGUGGGACAACGAGCUGGCUUCCCAGGCCGGCCACAACGCGAGAUCUUGCGUGUUCGCUCACGAUCAAUGCCGCAACACGGACGACUUCCGGUGGGCAGGACAAAACCUGGCGAUCAUGCAGUUCUACGGUCAAACCAUAACCGUCGAGACUAUCAUCGAUUCGCUCGUCAGUGGCUGGUGGAACGAGUACCGUGACACUUCGACGUCCCACAUCGACAGUUACCCCAGCAACCACCAAGGGCCAGCCAUCGGCCACUUUACGCAAAUGGCGAGCGAUCGGGCUUGGAGGAUGGGAUGCGCGAUUCAGAACUGGGUUCAGGAUGGCCUCUGGAUCACCUACUAUCUGGUGUGCAACUACUCGUUCACGAACAUCGUCGGCCAACCGGUCUACGUGCGAGGCACUACGGUCUCGGGAUGCACCACCGGGUACAAUCCUCUCUACCCUGGGCUCUGCUCCGUAGAAGAGUCCAUCUCGUCCGUACCCUAA
Molecule: messenger RNA, 780 nt
Organism: Anopheles bellator
Lineage: Eukaryota; Metazoa; Arthropoda; Insecta; Diptera; Culicidae
Product: antigen 5 like allergen Cul n 1-like
Exons: 3
Coding region: 1-780 (259 amino acids)
Source: RefSeq, a predicted model, not a curated record